AUGCCACCCGAGUCCACGAGCAAUGUUCUCCUUACCGCUGAAGCCCCACCUCAUAAGCUUCAUCGCGUUUCACAGCGGGCACAAAUCGCGAGGUCCCGCACGUUCUUCGCCGAGGUCAAUCUCUUCAGGGCCAUCCUACACGGCCAGCCCUUUUGGCUGGGGAUUUCGCACGGAUCCGCUCCUGAGUUCCGCAGGGUCUGACUCGCACUAGCCUCGUGGUGUUGGAUCAUACGGAUUCCACGGUGGACACGAGAAGAAGUUGA
Microbotryum saponariae is the source of this 263-nucleotide messenger RNA. The record is from the annotation of a GenBank genome assembly. Lineage: Eukaryota; Fungi; Basidiomycota; Microbotryomycetes; Microbotryales; Microbotryaceae.